CGCAGCUGCCUGAGCGUUUAAGCCCGGGCUCGCGCGGCCAGAGCCGCUUUCGCCGCCCGGCAGCCUUUCGGCCUAGCGCCUCCGCGGGUGUCGGCGGUCCGCGCGUCUCAGCGUCCCGGGAGCCGGCGCCGCGGGCCGGAGCGGCGCGCCGUGUGUUCGGGCAUGCCCCGCUACGAGCUGGCUUUGAUCCUGAAAGCCAUGCAGCGGCCGGAGACCGCCGCUGCUCUGAAACGGACGCUCGGAGCCCUGAUGGACAGAGGGGCGGUGGUGAGGAGCUUGGAAAGCCUGGGCGAACGCGCGCUGCCGUACCGGAUGGCCGCCCACAGCCAGCGGCACAGCCGAGGAGGGUAUUUCUUGGUGGACUUUUAUGCACCGACAGCAAGUGUGGACAGCAUAAUGGAUCACUUGUCUCGAGACAUUGACGUGAUCAGACCUAACAUCAUGAAGCACCCUCUGACCCAGGAAGUGAAGGAGUGUGAAGGGAUUGUCCCGGUCCCGCUUGAAGAAAAACUGUAUUCCACCAAGAAGAGGAAGUGAGAAGAUUCACCAGAUUUGGGCCUUGUGUUUAAUUCACUCUCUUUGGAGCAUCGUGGAUUAAUCAUUUACAA
Messenger RNA from Phyllostomus discolor (pale spear-nosed bat), 608 nucleotides. It is a transcript of the gene MRPS6, whose product is annotated as mitochondrial ribosomal protein S6. The record is from RefSeq and is a predicted model, not a curated record. Gene Ontology annotation, molecular function: small ribosomal subunit rRNA binding; structural constituent of ribosome. Gene Ontology annotation, biological process: translation. Lineage: Eukaryota; Metazoa; Chordata; Mammalia; Chiroptera; Phyllostomidae. Gene Ontology annotation, cellular component: mitochondrial small ribosomal subunit; ribosome. The transcript has 3 exons. Bases 163 to 537 code for a protein of 124 amino acids.